AUGUCUGCUCAUCCUUUCGACUUCUCGGAAUACUUCACUUCGGCAGAGUUUGCCGCCCUCUCACUGUCGAACGCUGGUAAAAAAGAUCCCCCUGAAGCCCAGGAGAGCCUUUUCAACAAGACAAGAGCAGAUGAUAUGCCCACGGCUAACAGAAGUGACGACGGUUGCGAAAAUACUACCAGGCCUAAACCCAAGAUCUAUUACUAUCUAAGUAAGUGGCGCAUCUCGCAGGAUCGCCUCUGCCUACACUCGGCCUUCUUCAGGAACUACCUUCAGGAUGAACGUCGCAUUGGCGACGAUUGCUACAUCUGCUAUGAGUCACUCUAUCUUCUUGACGAUACUCAGUCCGAUGUUCAGGCCCAAACCGACCUCCAGCCUCGCCUCACUUGCUGUAUCUCCUGCGGUCAGACCUUCCACCUGCGCUGCAUCAAAUACUGGAGAGUCUCUUCAGUCAAUAGCAGGGCUGGGGACAGGUGCCCGUGGUGCCGAAGACACUGGAUUCUCGAACUUUCCUCUCUCUUCCCCACCCUCGCACCCGCAGCUGUCGAGGCCUACAUAGACUGCAUCUUGCACGGUCGCACUGAGAUUCGAAGCCUUCAGAGCACAAUCCUGGUCAAACUCAUACUCUGCUAUCACGUUGGCUUCCACUUUCUGAACCAGGGGUUCUGUCUAAGCGUCAUGAAAGCGAUAUUCGAAUGGUGCAACAAGAUCAGUGACAUACCGCGCGGCCAGGAGAUCAAGAUGAUAUAUGAGAUGACGGGAUGCUACGCACUAAGGGCGAUGGUUGUGGAGAUCUGGGUGCAGUGGAAAAGCCUGGGAUGGGACUGCUUGAAGAAGGAGGCGACCGAAUUGCCGAUCGAGCUGCCAAAUGAGUUCCUGCUCGAUCUUCGUGCUGUCAGGAAUAGGCAUCCGCUGCUUCAGUGGCACCAGAUGCCAGUCACUGGACUGUUGGAGGUGAAGACGAUUGAGCCUGACCUGAUCAGAGCCAUCGACAGGGACUUUGAGAUGGCAACUGCUUCUUCCGGAAAGAGCGAAGGGUCGAACACGCGUUGA
Macroventuria anomochaeta is the source of this 1053-nucleotide messenger RNA. RefSeq lists its product as uncharacterized. The record is from RefSeq and is a predicted model, not a curated record. Lineage: Eukaryota; Fungi; Ascomycota; Dothideomycetes; Pleosporales; Didymellaceae. The transcript has 3 exons. The coding region runs from base 1 to 1053 and encodes 350 amino acids.